AUGUCUCCCACUCUCUCCUUGAUUCUGGCGCUUGUGCCAGCUGUUCUCUCCCAGCAGAGUAAUUUGACGAGCUUCAGCCAGCAGCUGAAUUCGACGGGCCUCAAUGCCCUCGGUGGGCUCGUGGAGUCGCUCAAUCAGACCGAAGCGGGACGACAGGUGAUUGAUACAUUGGCUAGCAACAAUGUCUCGACAGUUUUUGCGCCAAGCAACGAUGCCUUGACGGCGUUCGCCACCGACUCUCAGGGUACAAACGCUUCGGACUUGGGCGCUAUCUUCUCAUAUCAUAUUCUUCCCGGUAACUACACCAAUAUGACGACGAACUACCCGAACGUGACGCUCGGACGCACGCUGCUGAACGGCUCGUCUUAUGUCAACAUGCCCGGGAACGCUAGCCAGGUCUUGAUAUGGUCGCGCUAUCCGGAAAAUGGGACACUUUUCGCCUUCAACAACGGCACGAAUGUUUCAGUGACGAACGCGUCCACCAUAGGUAACAUGGAGGUCUACGUCAUCGACCACGUGCUCCGCCCGCCGGGCAACAUGUCUGCGGUUCUGCAAGACCCGAGGAACGGCAUCACGAACCUCAGCGCGAUCAUCGCGUCGAUGGGUGCGAUGUCUGACAAUGGCGGUAAUGAAACCAGGGUGACUACCGACGUAGCGAACCUCGGACAGGUCCUCGACGAGACGCCAGGCAUAACCAUCUUCGCGCCGAGCGACGAAGCGAUGCAGAGGGCGAACAGCUCUUUGAACGGGCUCGCAAGUAACACGACGGCACUUAGUUCUCUCAUCGGAAAUCAUAUCGUAAACGGUAGCGCCCUCUACUCGACGCUCAUCACGCCGAACGCGAGCGGCGGCUACCUCGAGUUUACUACCGCAUCUGGCGAGCCCAUGCACCUUGCAUCGAACUCGUCCGGGCUGUACGUUCAGGUGAAUAGCUCCCCGCCCGCCCGUGUCGUGCGCACGGACCUGCUCGCGAGGAACGGCGUCGUCCAUGUCAUCGACAAUGUGCUGGUCGAUACGACGUCGGAUGUCAGCAAGGCGAGCUCUGCAUAUGAGUCAGCCACAUCUGCUGCGCGUACUGCUACCGCUGCUGCCGCUGGGCCCGUUACGGCUGCUCCUGGACAGGGGCAACCCGGCAGUGGGCAAAGCGGCUCGAGCGGUGGCGCUCAGAGUACCUAUGGCGUUUUACCGGGCUUGGGGAUUGGAGUACUGUUCCUCGCCGUCGGAUGGGCGUUGUGAGUGCCAAAAUAUGAUUGAUAGACUUUCGGACAAGCGUGGACUCGAAC
Messenger RNA from Coniophora puteana RWD-64-598 SS2, 1283 nucleotides. Its product is annotated as FAS1 domain-containing protein. The transcript has 6 exons. Bases 1 to 1236 code for a protein of 411 amino acids. Lineage: Eukaryota; Fungi; Basidiomycota; Agaricomycetes; Boletales; Coniophoraceae. The record is from RefSeq and is a predicted model, not a curated record.